Molecule: messenger RNA, 4347 nt
Organism: Ceratina calcarata
Lineage: Eukaryota; Metazoa; Arthropoda; Insecta; Hymenoptera; Apidae
Gene: SIDL
Product: SIDL trafficking protein particle complex subunit 10
Exons: 11
Coding region: 625-4170 (1181 amino acids)
Biological process (GO): early endosome to Golgi transport; intra-Golgi vesicle-mediated transport
Cellular component (GO): TRAPPII protein complex
Molecular function (GO): protein binding
Source: RefSeq, a predicted model, not a curated record
CGCGCUUAUAAUACUGCGCUGUAUAAACCAUAUUAAUUACGAUUACAAUUGAAAAUAACAAUGAUAACAAAAAAGUACUUGAUGCCAUUUAAAUUUCACGUCUCAAAAUUUUCAUAAAGUUAGCUGAAACACCCUGUAUAGGUAUCGAUUUCUAAUAUGAACUUGUUGACAAUAAUUCUUCAUUAUAAUUUAUAUUUGUCAUUCAUUCACUUGUUUUUAGUGAUUAAAUAUAAUUGUGUCGUUUUGUUAUUUAAAUAAUCAACACAAACUGAUAAUUACAAUUUUAAGAGACUCAAGCGAAUAUCGCCCAUGGCGAGAUCCAUCGAGUUCAUCGGGACUAUCGAUACUGCACGACACGUUAAACCGAAGAUUUCAAUUCCAACCUUAAUGAAAUAUACCCUAAAUCUAAGAGAUUGAAAUUAAAUGCUAGAUUUAUAAUAUCAUGCUGAAUCUUAUCUGUUUGUAACGAAUCAACUCAUCCUUCGUUUGAUUUGAAAGAAGUUGUAACAUCAGUUAUUCUACUUCCAGAGGGAUUAAAAAGUAAUUUUUGUAUAAAGUAACAAAAGUGACGUAAAGUUGUAAUGAUUGAAAGCAAGUUCGCGAAGCAGCUAACAAUCUUUAGAAAUGAAUUGCAAUGGGGGGUCGUCCAUGAGUGGUGAACGUAGAUCAAAUACCUUUAUGGAUAUUAAACCAAUUAUCACGUAUGCUGGAGAUGACAAGUUAUUUUCUACAUUGGAAAACAGUUUACUCCAAGCUAUACCUGCUGAUAUGGCGGAAUGGCGUAGGUCAUUUAGUAGACCAAUUAAACAAGUCAAACUUGGAGCUAGUUUUGUACCAUUUUCUAAAGAUGUUUUGCCAUCUGAGAAUGAUUGGCACUUGAUAAAACAACCUAUAUUUCAUAUUUAUUGGACUGAAUGUUCUGAUGUAGAUACUUACAAAACAACUGUCAGAGAAGAUAUAGAUAACUGGCUGAAAACAUUAACACAGCAUCACAUUCAUGACUGGAUGAUUGUUAUUGUAGAAAUAUAUGACAUAAAGAAGACAAAUAAAUUAUUACCCAGGACAACGGUGCUGGAUAAAAUUCGUAGUGAUUUUGCAGCAAAGAAUGGUGACAGAUGUUGUGCUGUAAUAAAUCCAGUAAAAUCAGAGAUGCGCUCGGCUGAAUCAUGGAGAAGCCUAAUCGGUCGUAUACGCUAUCUAAUGCUUGUUGCAUACGAUAAAACGUUAUCUCGGUUUGAAGACAUUAUUAGGGAUCAAAGAGAAAAUAGGAAUCAUCCAAAUUGGAAUUUUUGUCACUAUUUUCUACUGCAGGAAGAACUUGCGUUUGUUUUACAAAUGUUGGAAUUAUAUGAUGAAGCAUUAGUACAGUAUGAUGAAUUAGACGCUCUCUUUACACAAUUCGUGCUUAAUUCCAAUCUAGGAGAUACUCCUAUCUGGCUAAAUUUAUUUCAAACACCUCUAAACAAUUGGGGUGGUGUUAAUUUAAGUAACGGUACAAAUCUUCACUUAAGACACCUUUUGGCUGAAUGCAAAGCAUCGUUAUUAGAUCUUAGAAGUUAUUUAUUCAGUAGACAGUGUGCCAUGUUAUUAGCACUUAACAAACCAUGGGAGGUUGCGCAAAGAUGCUUAUCAUUUGUGCACAACACGUUAAGUGAGUUACGUAUAUUAGAAGUUCAACAUCCCGAGGGAUCGAUUGAAUGUUGGUCAUUCCUUUGUGCAUUAGAGGUAUUGCAAGCUUGUCAAUUGUCGUCCUAUAAUAUCGAUAAUAAUCAACAACUAGAUCUUUGCUCCUUACACACAGCAAGUUUAUGGGCUCUUGCCAGGGAUAAAUUGGGAAGUUUAGGAAAAUUGUGUGGGUUAAUGCCUGGAAGUGAACCUUCUAGUGAACAAUUACAUACAGUCGUUUACCUCAUAGCUGGUAUGGGAGAUUCUGAAUCGCAGGUAGAGGGUAAAUUGACGCCUACCGACAAAUUGAAAGAAGCGCUUUCAUCAAAGGAGGCAUUUAAAAAACAAUAUCUUGAGCACGCAGAAUUAGCUAUGGGUACUUAUAAACACGUGGGUCGGAUUCGUUCGGCAAGAUUGAUUGGUAAAGAACUGGCACAGUUUUAUAGUGAACUCGGAGAAAAUCAAAAAGCUGUUGCAUUCUUAUCGGAUGCAUUAAAAACGUAUACCAACGAAGGCUGGAAUCAUUUAGCGGCGCAAACUCAGCUCGAACUGGCCCAAUGCUACAAAAGAAUGGACGACGUAGAAAAAUACACGAAAAUUUGUACGGCUAUCGCUAGCUUAAACGUACUACACGUUACCGUUCGUAAUACAUAUUUUGAAGAAAUGUCUGGGUAUAUGAAAAUGAUCUCGUCGCCGCAACCCUUACUCGUAGAACUGGCGUGUGCUUUUGUGAUACUCAGUAUGGAAGUUAAAGUGGAUAAAGUUGUCCAAGAUUGCAUGGUCAACAUCGAAAUAAGUGUACAAAGCUUAUUUCCCAGAGAGGUGACAUGUACCAAAGCGUCUGUUUCUGUUGAAGAAGUUCAAAAACCUCAAUUAUCUAAUAAGAAAAAAGGUUCAAAGUUAUCACCGGAACCGUCAAUUCCACUGCUAUCAAAAUGUACUUUAGAGGAUAUGAAAUCAUCCGACCCAAGUUUAAUUCAAUUACAAGUGUAUUCGUUUCUAGAAAGAAAAGAGGAUAAAAGCUUUGGGUCUGCGAGCGUUGUACACAAGAACAUUAAGCCUGUUGUGAGACGUUCUGAUAGUACAAAACAUAGAAAACCUUCGCUAAAUGUAAAGGGUGAUUUCAGUAAAGCGUUAUCGUGCAACAAGUUUACAAUGAAACCAGGCACGAACACGUUCACGUUAUCCAGAUGCGUCGAUCAACCUGGUUUUUACAAAGUUGGCCAACUAUCGUUAAUUAUCGAAGAGAGAUUGGAAUUCCUAUCGCCCAUGUUGAAUCCUCGUUUAUGCUACGAGGUAGCCAAGACCCAGCCUACCAUUUCUUUGAGAUGCGGCAGAGAUUUAUUGGCGGGUCUUGUACAAGAUAUCGAACUAGUUAUUAUGAGUAGUAGUAUAAAGAUAACUAAAGAAAUGAAGCUCAAGUUACGUACAUCUAGGGGACUGUUGAUCCAAGUGGAUAAUUUACAAGAAGUAAUGUCUAAAGAAUUAGAAAUACCACUGCCAUCGUGUGAACCAUUUGAAACGGUCCGAUUGAAAUUUAAAGUUUUAGCUGAACUUCCACCAAAGAAAGAUGCAUUAUCAAUGGAACACAAGCUGAAUAUUCAAUGUCCAUGGGGUGCGGAAGAGAGUAUACUUUUACAUUUCGGUCCACCUCUUAUGUCGAAUAUGAAACUUCACACAGCAAAACAAAGAAAAUUUAUACAAAUAAUUGUAACAGGAUUAACAAGUCAACUUCUGCAAUUGAUUGAACCGGAAUUAACAACAGCAACGUCAAUAGAUGUUAAUUUUAAAAGCUUGAAUCCCAUUGCGGGUCAGAGAUUAGUAAUAGGUAAUGGAAUAAACGUAUCAUUUAUGUGGGAACUUGAAAUUGGUAAAGAUGAAAAGUCUCUGAUACCAAUAAAGACUGAUUUUCGUGUAAGAUACGUACCAAUUAAUGACACUGAAGAACUGAACGAUUUACAUACCAAUGAGGAUCCUCUGCAAAUACAUACGUUACAAAGAGUGGAGAAAGCAGCCAGUCUUUAUAGAUGCAAUUUUGAUAUUACAAAUUAUGUGACUUUAUUUACAGUGUCUUCAAAGGUUGAAGCAGCUGGAAACGGGGGUGAAUUUUGUCGUGCUGGUAGCAUGUGCCAUCUUUAUCUUACUGUAACACGUAUGUCACCUGGUGCUAAUCCGAAUCCUUCACCGCAAUUAAUGUAUGAAGUUCUUGCUGAUCAAGCUAUGUGGGCUGUAUGUGGUCGUACCGCCGGCAUUGUGUCUUUGGAAGUCUUAGAGAAGCAAAGUGUCACAUUAGACGUGAUGCCCUUAACUAGUGGUUAUUUACCUCUUCCCGUUGUUCGAUUGUCUCGUUAUAUUCCAGCACCAGAGUCCAAGAGUGAUAUGGUUCGUAAAACUGAGAUAGCUUCUAGUUCAAGAUUAGAACCGUUCAGUCCUGGUCAAGUUUACAAUGCUAGUAAGGCACAGCAAGUUCAUGUUCUACCAGCAGCACCUUCAGAAGUAAACUGAAUACAAACAUUGAUAUUGAGAACAUCUAAUAAUAAUUAUGCAUGACAAAAUGCAAAUUAUAUACGCACACGACCAAGUCCAGUUCUGCAUUGUGGUCUACGAUAUUGAAUAAUAUUAUUAUUCACUUAUGAUUCCUUUAUCUUCUUUAAUUGAAAUUUGAGUUUUGCAUAAAUAGAA